Messenger RNA from Periophthalmus magnuspinnatus, 610 nucleotides. Its product is annotated as troponin I, fast skeletal muscle-like. The record is from RefSeq and is a predicted model, not a curated record. The coding region runs from base 83 to 610 and encodes 175 amino acids. The transcript has 6 exons. Gene Ontology annotation, cellular component: troponin complex. Lineage: Eukaryota; Metazoa; Chordata; Actinopteri; Gobiiformes; Gobiidae. Gene Ontology annotation, biological process: muscle contraction.
GACUGAACCACGACCAGAGUUUAUAAAAGGGUCCCUCUCUGAUCUUUUGUGCAUUUGCCUGAUCUGCACCAGGGCCUCCAUCAUGGCUGACAAAAAGAUGCCAGUGUCUCGCAAGAACUACCUCAAGAGUUUGCUGCUGCAGGUUGCUGAGUCGAUGAUGGAGGAGGAGUCCAAGAGAAAAGCAGAAGAAAAGCAAAGUUACAUGGAUGAAAACUGCCCAUCGCUGUCACUACCACACAGUGUACAAGACCUGCAGGAGCUGUGUAGAAAGUUGCAUAAAAUGAUCGAUCUUGUGGACGAUGAACGCUAUGAUAUGGAGGUCAAAGUCACAAAGUCAGACAAAGAGGUUGGAGACCUGAAGAUCAAGCUGCAGGAUCUGAAGGGGAAGUUCAAGAAGCCGGUGCUGAAGAGGGUCCGUAUGUCUGCGGACGCCAUGUUGGCAGCUCUGCUCGGAUCCAAGCAUAAAGUCUCCAUGGACCUGAGAGCCAACCUGAAGCAGGUCAAGAAGGAGGCCAAGGAGGAGGAGAAGCAUUCUGGAGACUGGAGGAAGAACAUCGAGGACAAGGCCGGGAUGGACGGCAGGAAGAAGAUGUUCGAGACAGAGGCCUGA